Molecule: messenger RNA, 2790 nt
Organism: Pleuronectes platessa (European plaice)
Lineage: Eukaryota; Metazoa; Chordata; Actinopteri; Pleuronectiformes; Pleuronectidae
Gene: hpdl
Product: 4-hydroxyphenylpyruvate dioxygenase-like
Exons: 5
Coding region: 1060-2397 (445 amino acids)
Biological process (GO): aromatic amino acid metabolic process
Molecular function (GO): 4-hydroxyphenylpyruvate dioxygenase activity
Source: RefSeq, a predicted model, not a curated record
GCUGCCGGGAUCAUGGCGUGAAUCCGCGUCGCUCCGCGGUUUCCAUCGCCUCCGUGUUGUUUUAAUGGCGGCGACAGUGAGACAAGUGAACAGCGGAGCCAAAAUAAACGUUCCUGCCCCCGUCACCAAUCAUCUGGCCCAGCGCGCGAUCCGAUUGGAUGGGAGACGCUGCUGCGAGGCGUUCAGGACUCAUCGGAAAUGCUAGCGACUCUGAGGGGAUUUAACUUUUCACGGCGCAAGAAAAUUUUGUUAUUACUCGUUUAAUUUUGAUAUUACAAGAGAUUUCGCUUCAUAUUUUCUUGGUCUAUUAUCUGAAGCGUUAUAAGUUAUUACCUGGUGAAAGAACACGUACUAUUUCGGGGUGUUUGUUUGACACAGUUUAUAAAUAUCCGAGCUUUCCAGAAACACCAAAUUGCCCCGUGGUUGCAGGGUGAAAUGUUGUCACUACAGAUAGGAAAUAAACUUUAUUGAAAUGAGGCAAACAACAAAAUAACGUAAACUAAUUUGUUGGACGUAAAGUGUAUUGCAUUCACUCGAAUGUCGUUUUUAUAAUUGUGGGAUAAUUUUCAUACAACAAAUCUGCUGUUUUUCUGAAUUAAACUGACAAUUCCCCCUCCCCCACAAAAUCUGUUCUGUAUUUCUGAAUAACAUACAUUCAGUUAAAGUCAGUCCUAUUAUUGGAUAAUAGAUGUUUUUUAUGUGAGAUUGUUUUUGAUACAAAUCUUAGUAAAGCAAGGUUUCAUUAAAGAAGAAUAUGAAAGUGGGUGUUUUUUAAACAUGAAACAUUUGAACCAAAAUCUUAUCCCCAUAAAAAUCCAAAAAUAUAUACUUUUAGGAUCUUAUUAUUAAAAUCCACACAGCGAUUACAUCUUUUUAGAACACAUUCAUUCAUAUGGAAUAUUUGGAUUUUAUUUCAAUGUUUGUGUUUUAUUUUUUGUGAGGCACGUUGUAAAAAAAACUUCUGUACACUAUUCAUUAUCAUAACUUUUGUAUACUAUGGCUGGGGGCGUUGCUCGAUAAGUAUGGGACACGCCCCCUGUCAAAACGUCACAUCCAAACAUGGCAGCCUCCUUGAGCCGGUUACACCACAUCUCGCUCCACGUUUCUAACGCGGAGAAAGUAGCCAACGACCUCGUGUCCAAAUUCAAGUUUCGCCUGUUCGCCAGCAGACUGACCCGCGGGUCCAGGCAGCUCGCCUUCAGGAAGGGAGCGGCGGUCUUCCUCCUCAACGAGAGGGCAAACCGGAGCCAUGGCAAAGUGAAUGAAGAGCUGCCUCACCCUCCUCAUCCUCCCCGGUCACAGCGGGCGAAGGUGGGGAAUCUCACCCAGGACUCAUCCGGGAGAUGUCUGUACGACGUGAGCCCCGAGUUCUCCGUGGACACGGCGAGCAACGUGUGCUUCGAGGUGGAGGAUGUGGAGAGGUCAUUCAUCCACCUCCAGCGCCAGGGCUGCAGCUUCCUGGUGCCGCCCACCACGGUCCAGGACGACGCGGGUCCUGUCACCUACUCCGUGGUGAAGUCCGUGGUGGGGAACGUGUGCCACACGCUCAUUGACAGGACCAGGUACGAGGGAGCCUUCCUGCCUGGGUUCGAUGUCCACGAGAGGGACAGCGGCCUGGAGGACGAGGACACGUCCUGUCCAAUCACACACUUCGAUCACAUCACGUAUGCCUGUCCCAGGAAGACGACCCAUCAGGUCAUGAGGUGGUACGAGCAGCUCUUUGGUUUCAAAAGGUUUUUCAUAGACAGGGAAGAAGAUUUGGACGAAGGUUUUGUCAUAAACCAGGAGGGCAUCGGUCUGCGUCUCACCGCCAUGGAGUACUGGAAGUGCAGCAAAUCGGGCAUCGUUCUUCCCUCUGUGGAUAAAAAAGAACCAGACUGCAAGUUUGUCAUAGCCGAAUCGCUGCCCGAGCAAGGCAGGAACCAGGUCGACACCUUCUUGGAGCAGCACGGGGCCCCAGGGAUCCAGCACAUCGGGCUGUACACAGAAGACAUUGUUUCCACAGCGCGUGCGAUGGCUGGAGCUGGUGUGCAGUUUUUCUCCCCUCCUCCUGCCUACUACACCGAGGUGGGGAAACAGCAGGAAAUAGAGGAGGCAGGACACAAUCCCCAGAGGCUGGCACAAUAUGGCAUUCUGCUGGACACAGACCUGCACCAGGAUCCCUCAUCACUAAAAGCAUCAAGUGAAAACAGGAGAUACCUCCUCCAGGUGUUCACCAAGCCCAUCUUCGCAGAGGACACCUUCUUCCUCGAGCUGAUCGAGCGAAGAGGGGCGACGGGCUUCGGCGAGGGAAACAUCCGAGCGCUGUGGAGGUCGGUGCAGGCCUACAUGGCGACCGAGAGAGGGGAUUCUCAAGGAGAGGGAGCCCCGAAGACUGCUCACACCGUUCAGGCUUAGACACUGCAAAUGUUUUUUUAACUGAGGCUAUUUUAUUUCUAUGUGUUUUAUAUGUUAAUAUGAAAUCACGUGUUCAAAAGGAAUCAUGUAAAAUGUAAAAAGUGAAAUAUUUAAUGAGACUUUGUCUCUCAGUACGAAUUGUGUGCACUGCUUACAAAUAAGAAAUGCUAUUGGUCUAGUAUCUGUGGGGAACAUGCCUGAACAUAUUACUGAUAGUAUAGAGCAUUGUGAACAAACUGGUUCGAUGACUGAUACCCAUAACAUAAUGCACUUGAAACAUUUCAACAAAAAUGCACUUGGUGAAGCAGUAAAACAAUGUCUUUGUUUUCACUGUCAAAGUCAAGCAACUGACGACUCCUGAGCAACUGUUCCUCAGUAAAUCUGUAACUCACA